AUGCCGGUCGAGGUCGCCUCUAUACUGUCUAUGCCCUUCCCUUCAUUCAUGUCAAGAUUUGGGAAAGCAGACACCAGCAUCGUGGAGGAUAUGGCAGGCUUCUCUGCCGAGACGAUACACAACGAAGGCCAGAUCUUCAUCGCGGAAACGGACCGGCGUCCUGAUACUACGAUUCUAUCUUCUCAACCUCUACAUCAUCGCGACAGCGUCACCUCCAUAAUGACCGCUUCAACUGAAUCGUCACUCACGACCACGAACUCGACCUUUGAUUCCCCUUUGAUACCUGACGCUUCGCCUUCGUCAUCCCCCGAGUCUGCGUCCUCCAAUCUGCCCAUACUACCUUUCAGAACCGUAAUGGGCAAGGACGCGACAACAGAAGCAGCUCCUUGUCAAGCAACGCAGCUCAAGGAAGUUUCCAAAGACGCUGUGGCUAAGCCAGAAGCGGUGGUGGAAACCACGAGGAAUGUCAAAAACCUCUCGCUUAAUAUGGGCGUCGUCGUCCUGCCUCGACCAUCAACAUCCCAUGGCUUCGAAUCAUCUGAGGCCUUUUCGGCGCCGCCGUCACCACUGAAAGACACGCCGAGGACAGGGAGAAAGAAGCCGACCAACCUCACUAUCAGGACCCCUGGCUUUCAACAACAGACAUUCUCACGGACGUUGGAUGUCCCUCCGACUCCCAGCUCCCGACCAUCAUUACAUCACAUACAGUCUUCUCCGUCAUUGGGGUUCUUAGCUUCCCCGGGUAAACCUCCACCUCAGGGGCUUUUUCUUCAACUGCCAGCACCUAGCAGCGUGUAUUCCGGUUCAAGCGCUGAGUCGAGCAACACAAGUCAGUCUACCAACGGCAAUCUCCCGGAAGUGAGAGAGGAGGACGAGUUCCACCCACAAAGAUCCCAGGAGACCCAGGAGAAAGGCUACCCCAAAGGACCUGUCCUGAUUUAUGAUACCGGCGUCUAUCUAUACCUUGAGCCCACUGCAGACGAAGCCAGCGGUUUUGAUACGGUUAUCAAUGUGGCUAAGGAGAUCAAUUGCCCCUUGGAUCUGGAUGUAUCGAGGGCCGAUGUUGCUGAACCGAAGACCGCAAUUUCAGAACUGUCGUUCAAAUCCGCCUGGGAGUGGCCACGCCCAACUGACCUCGAGACACCGACAACUCCGAGGCAGGGUGCCUUCUCUCAGACAAAACAACCCGAAUAUCUUCACGUACCAUGGGAUCAUAACUCGGAAAUCUUGGAGGAUCUGUAUACACUAUGUCGCUUGAUCGAUGAAAGAGUACAAGCGGGGAAAAAAGUGCUGAUUCACUGUCAGUUGGGUGUGAGUCGAUCGGCCUCGCUGGUGAUUGCCUACGGCUUGUUCAAAGGGUAUCAACCAGACUUCCAUUCCAUGUACAUGACGGUCAAAGAACGGAGUCAAUGGGUGGGCCCGAACAUGAGCCUCAUCUAUCAACUAACGGAUUUUCGGUCGAAAGUAGUGAAAGGGGUGUAUGGAGACCAUUCCUACAACCCGUCUCCGAGUUGGUGGAAGAUGCCGACGGUAGAAUCUCCCAGCAUGGACACAUCGAUCGCAACACGAGAGAUGUGGGAAGAAAUACCAAAAUGCAUCAGCACCAGCGGAGAGGCACCGGGAUCGAGUACGCCUGCCUUACUGCCAAGGGCAAAUGUGUGGGGGCCCAUGCGGUUGAACAAGGCUCUCCCACCUGUACCUCUAUUUCCCAAGGACGAUCCCAUCAACGUCGUCACCUCGGACAACGCUGCGCCCGUCCUGGACAACGUGCCAACGAAGUUUCCUCGACCGGGUGCAUCCCCAAAUUUUACGGCUCCUACCGACUCAAGUAGCCCUCCUCGAAGCCUCUCUCCAAGACCUCUGCCCUUCCGCGAACAGUUCGAAGCGGUCGUGGAAACCGUCCCCUCACCACUGAAGCCUUCCAGAACACCGAGGUUAGGAGUGUGGGCCGUCUCACCCAAAAUGGAUCUUGCUCUCCACGAUGUACCAGGGAGCCCGACGCUACUUUCGCCCAGGGCGGCGGAAUUCAUGGCCUCCCCAUUUGGAAUCACAUCUGCAGGAGAUCUGGCUGUCCCCACCAAAGAUCUCCCACUUCCACAACAAGAACUAGCUUCUACGUCACAGGAGAAGACCGAUCGGUUGUCCACAGCUGUGGAUCCGAGAAGUCCACACCAACAAGGCGAACCUCAGGAUAUUUUUAGACACAUCGACGGAUUCCUGUAA
Messenger RNA from Capronia coronata CBS 617.96, 2223 nucleotides. RefSeq lists its product as uncharacterized. Gene Ontology annotation, cellular component: nucleus; cytosol; cytoplasm. The transcript has a single exon. Gene Ontology annotation, molecular function: MAP kinase tyrosine/serine/threonine phosphatase activity; protein tyrosine/threonine phosphatase activity. Lineage: Eukaryota; Fungi; Ascomycota; Eurotiomycetes; Chaetothyriales; Herpotrichiellaceae. Gene Ontology annotation, biological process: negative regulation of MAPK cascade; protein dephosphorylation. The record is from RefSeq and is a predicted model, not a curated record. The coding region runs from base 1 to 2223 and encodes 740 amino acids.